UAGGAGAACGUCCGACAAACAGUUUAACUUACGAUGCGCUCGUGUAAAGUGCACAAUUGUGGUAGCUCCAUUAUCGCGUUGAUAAUUUGUGGCUUGGCGAUCGAUCCCGCGCUUGGUCGAUUGCAGCCGGCAGAGAACGUGUUUCCCACCGACGUGAACAAGGCGCUGCUGCCAACUGUGCGCCAAGGGUUGAAAGAUUGCCAUCUCCGGUACCACAAAUAUGGCGACUAUAACUUAAUCUAUCCGAUCUACGGAGUUCCUGUGCGUUUGGGUGAAUUUGCUCACAUGGCAGCGGUCGGUUGGACGGGAUCGGACGAAGCUGUUGAUUUCAGCUGUGGCGGAUCGCUAAUAACAGCACGUCACGUACUGACCGGUGCUCACUGUGGCAGCCGGGAUGGUGUUCCGCCGGAUGUCGUUAGAUUAGGUGUCAUCCUUAUCAAUACCACCAUCAACGAUCCGAACAACGAAUUCGCUCAACAAUACAAAAUUGCUUCCUUUAAGCGACACCCCGAGCAUAAAUUUUCAUCCUAUUACAAUGACAUUGCCAUCAUCACUCUGGAACGGGCGGUCACCAUCAACGACGCAGUAACACCUGCCUGCCUGUGGAACCAAAAUGAAGUGGACUUUCCACGUCUUGAAGCCGUCGGAUUCGGCCAAACUUCUUACGCCGGUGAUAAAACGCCAAUUCUACUCAAAGUACAACUCUCCCCCGUAUCGAACGAAGUGUGUAAAAAUUACCACAAUUCAAGUAUUCGAAAACUUCGUUCAGGAAUAGUCGAAGCUCAAAUGUGUGCUUAUGAUAGCAAAAUGGACACUUGUCUGGGCGAUUCCGGUGGUCCACUACAGAUUAAGCUCAUGUCCAAUCACCGAUCAACGCCGUACGUUGUUGGGAUCACCUCUUUCGGGAUGUUUUGCGGAACGGAAGCACCGUCAGUUUAUACCAGAGUGUCUUCCUACGUAUCAUGGAUUGAAACGGAAACUGGGGAAUCCUUCUCGCCGGAUGUCUGCGCUGCACGGCACAUUCGAUUGCGAGAAGCAGAUGAAUCCAUGGUGACCAAUCGAGUGGGAGAUCAUGUUUUCAUUGAACCCGAAAAGAGCUACAUGGACAUUGAAAUAAUGUCGAAGCAUCGAGCCUAUCUGGGGUAUUCCCGGGGCAACAAAAUAAGCUGGAACUGUGGUGGAGUGCUAAUCAAUGAAGAUUAUGUUUUGACGGUGGCGCAUUGUGACAAGUUUGUGUACAAUCAAACGCCGACCCAUGUGAAGGUUGGAGAUUUGGAUAUCCAUAACGAUAGCCCGGGGGCGCAGAUCUUACGGAUAGAACGAUUCAUCAAACAUCCAAACUAUAUGGAGGGAUUCCUGGAGAACGAUAUCGCACUGUUAAAGCUGGCUACGGACGUCAAAAUUGGCCCGGACGCGCUGCCAGCCUGUUUGGUAGAUAACGAGCUCACCAUGCCCAUGUACGAAAUGGCGGGCCUGGGACCGUACAAUUUGAACAACUUUCUACGCGAUAACGAAGCCAUUUCCAAUAACAAAACUCUUGUGCUGACCCGGAUGCGAGUCGAUCCAACGUCCUGCAAACGAAUGAACAGCCCGUACGUGAUGUGUGCGCAAAACAACAAAUUUCUGGUUCCACAAACGUGUAGAGUAGAGCACGGUGGUCCACUGGAGCGCGAAACUUGGCACUAUGACCGGUACUACACUUACGUCUUCGGCCUAACGGCAGCCGGGGAGAAUUGCGGCUUCGGUAAAGAGGCGUACUUCGUGCGAACAUCGGCCCACAUCAAGUGGAUCGAAUCGAUUGUACUGGGAAAGCAACAACAACCUCAGAACCGACGUUUUCGACGUCAGAUUGUCUUCCCGGAUGACGAUUAUUUCUCGUCGAGCUCGUACAGCAUGCUGGGAGUACCCUGUAGGACGGCUCAAAAUUCCGCAGGUGUUUGUCAGCAUUACAGAAACUGUCCGAAUGUUAAUAUGUCAGCACUUCUUCUAGUAAAAUUUUGCCGCCACGGUUUGGAUCCGAUCGUUUGCUGUGAGAAGCCGGCCGAAGAGGAAAAGUUCAGCAUGAAGAAGUGCGUCAGCUACUGGAAACAAUACAAGCGACGAGAGGACGACGAAUAUGAAAGCAUUCCUUCGGAAGGGCGACCCGUUCAGGAGGGAGAAUAUCCACACGUGGCUCUUGUCGGCAUCCAACAGAAUGGACGGUCCUACUGGAGUUGCAUUGGAGUCCUCGUUAGCGAUAGGUUCGUUCUAUCCAGUGCCGACUGCGUCAAAUCUCGUAGGCAGAAUGUUGUGCGCCUGGGGGCUGUCGAACUGGAAAAGGGUACUCAGGAUAUUUCCGUUGAGCAAAUUACCUUUAAUCCGGGAUACAACACUGCGGCAUCGAAGGGAAAUUUAGCAUUACUCAAGUUAGCAUCUAGGGCCAUUUUCAGCGACAGAGUUCUUCCGGCUUGCUUGUGGCCGAACCACUCCUCCGUUCCCUUGAAGCUCUAUACCUUAGGACUUGAUGAUGAUCACGUCAUCGUCCGUCCACGUGUGGCUCGAUACAACCAAGACUGUCGUAAAUUUUAUCAGCUCACAAAUCUCGUCGACGAGGAACAAUUUUGUGCUGAAAACUACUACUUCACCAACAAUUCGUGUCAGGAUAGGAACGGAGAUCCAUUGGAAGGAAUUAUUUCAACCGGAGACAUCAAAAUUUCCAUCGUCGUUGGACUUUCCUCGUACAACGUGGGCUGCCCCGGAGAAUCCGACUCCAUUACAAUCUACGCAAGGCUUUCGGCAUACAACAGUUGGAUUCGUUCGAUUGUAGAAUCAUAAUUUAUUUAAUCGCAGUUUUGAGAAAGAAAUGCAACAUACCCUUUCAAGUGGA
This is a messenger RNA of Ochlerotatus camptorhynchus, 2866 nucleotides long. RefSeq lists its product as uncharacterized. Gene Ontology annotation, molecular function: serine-type endopeptidase activity. The transcript is spliced from 6 exons. Gene Ontology annotation, biological process: proteolysis. The record is from RefSeq and is a predicted model, not a curated record. Bases 34 to 2814 code for a protein of 926 amino acids. Lineage: Eukaryota; Metazoa; Arthropoda; Insecta; Diptera; Culicidae.